Clupea harengus (Atlantic herring) is the source of this 2124-nucleotide messenger RNA. RefSeq names its product CD9 antigen-like. NCBI's taxonomy places the organism in Eukaryota, Metazoa, Chordata, Actinopteri, Clupeiformes, Clupeidae. Gene Ontology annotation, cellular component: plasma membrane. The record is from RefSeq and is a predicted model, not a curated record.
CGGACACAAACAGAUACACAUUUAAGCACAGCGAAACUUAUUAUCACUAUUCGAGAGGUCUUGCAGCGUUUAGGGAAGAGGUACAUCUGGACGACAUAGUAAAUCGGUCGAUAACCGCCAGGUUAUUUGAAAAUAAUCUAAUAACCAUAUUAUAUUCUACAACCAUGGGAGUGGACGGGUGUGGACAAAUGUGCAAAUGCAUUCUCAUCCUCUUCUCUGCACUUUUUGCGAUUGUGGGAUUUGCAAUGGUUGGUUUGGGCCUGGGGCUUAGACUCAGCUCAGGGACACGAGGGCUCUUCGACAUCGAUUUGGAAACACAAGAGUUUGUCAUUUUUGUGGUAGUGUUGCUCGUGCUGGGUACACUGAUGCUGAUCGUGUCCAUUUGUGGGUUCCAUGGAGCUUGCAGUGAGAACAUCAGUUCCUUAGGAGUUUUCUCCGUACUGUUGGGCAUCAUGGCAGGUGUGGAGAUCGGAAUUGGAGUGCUGGUGUUUAUGCGAAGUCAAGAGGUGUCACAGCGGCUGGCCAACCUGUAUGCCUCCCUUUACGCACAGUAUGUCAACAAACAAGACCCCAGCCUUGGAGCCACCCUCAAAAUAAUUCAUGAAGCGUUUGGUUGUUGUGGGGUUGGAGGGGGAGUGGAGCUGUUUGUACGAGACACAUGUCCUAAGAUAGGCAUUUUGGAGACCUUCACUCGAUCCAACUGUCCCAGUGUGAUCCUGAACCUCUUCCAAGACAAAGCUCCUCUUAUCAUGGGCUUCUUCCUGGCCACAGCAGCUCUGAUGAUUGUUGCGUUGGUUUGCAGCUCUGUUCUCAAAAAAGCCAUCAAAGAUGCCUCCUCUGCUCCUCCCUAUCUGCUCCUCUCCAGCCAUACCAUCUCCCACAUUCUUCCAGACCCUGCUCUCUAUCCUGCACCCACUGUCACUGUGCCAAUGGCAGAGGAAGCUUAAUGCUCAAAUGACACUCCUACAGAAGUAGAGUAGAACUUUCCACUCAGCGCCUCAUUUACUAUAAGGAUAUGCGCUAUAUGCGGUUUGGCAAAGGCGCUGAUUGCGCUGCGGUCGCAAUGUUAGUAAAUGAGGCCCUCAGUUUCUUCUUUUAUUCCCCGUCCUCCAAUGCACUUUCCUUUGCUUGACGUGUUCUCCAUAAUCACCUUGAGUCAUCCCUGUUUUCCGCUGGCUGAGGUGUCUGUCGUUUCCCAUCUAUCUUCGGGGUGCUGUACCUAGAGUUGAUCUUUUCCCCUCGGCUGCUCUCACGCGCCUCUUCCUGGCCCUUUCUUCCUUCUCACCAUCAGAUCACAGCCCUGGUCUGCUCCAGCAUCCUGUCCAAAGCCAUCAAGCAGAAUCGCCAGGCGUUUCCUGUUACUUACAGCGCCCCCUUGAUGUUCUGAGAGGGCAGGACUCCCCAAAAGCUGUUGGAGCCUGGAGGUUAUGUCUUAUCCCUCGCUUUAUCAUUUCAUCAUUUGUACAUAAUGGAAGAAUAGCUUUAUCACAUCUUACUAGGGUAGAGAAUAAGAUUAGAGUGUCCAUAUCAUUGGUUAUCUGUCUUUUAAUUUUUUUUGCUUCAUUAGAAAAGGGAACAUUUGUAUGGUUUUUAUUUAACCAUACAAGGCUGCUAAUUGUGGGCUGACUUAAAAUGAUGUUGAAGUAUUUCAAUAUAUUAUUUAGUCUUUUUUUUUUGUGUUUUUAUACAAAAGGUCAAUUUUCUCAAAUGCUACAUGCAGGCUCUGUGCUCAAAUACUGUAUCAAGUGGGAUCUAAUUCAUUUUCAUAUUGCCUUGUAUCACUAUAUGUGCUAUCUGUUAUGGGCUAAAUCUAGCAUAGUACUUCUUUAAGUGCAUUCCCUUGAACUGCUGUUAUUGUUAAGAUUGUUAAAUGACACAUAUCUUAUUAUGCUUGUGUUUUUAUACAAAAGGUCAGUUUUCUUAAAUGCUACAUGCAGGCUCUGUGCUCAAAUACUGUAUCAAGUGGGAUCUAAUUCAUUUUCAUAUUGCCUUGUAUCACUAUAUGUGCUAUCUGUUAUGGGCUAAAUCUAGCAUAGUACUUCUUUAAGUGCAUUCCCUUGAUCUGCUGUUACUGUUAAGAUUUGUACCAUUGUGUUAAACUGAGCACUGUUUUAAAAAAGAAAA